AUGAAGACCCCCUCUGUCGCUGUUAUUGCAUGCCUUCUUUCGCCCUUGUUGGCCGCUGCUGUAGCAAUCCCGGAGUCUACAGAAAGAGCAGACAUUGAAGUUCGCACCGCUGAUCCCGCGCGAAUCGAGAAUGUUGAGAAUGUUGAGAAGCGAGCGGACUGUUGGAUUCGAGCCAACUGGUACAAUAACUGGCCAUCUGGCGGCUUCCGCCGAUAUGGUGUACGCCUUGAAGCCGGCCCAGACAACCGACGUCGGGAUCUUCUCAAUCUCUUCUGCGCUAUCCUUCAAGGUAACGGCAAGCCAAACAUCAACAACAAAGCUUGCUACUCUGAACCUGAUGGCUCCUUCAAAGCCGACAUCACGACAUUCGAGGGCUCGCACGGACAUGACCUGUACCUCGACUUUUUCCAGCAAAACUUCAAUGACUGGCGUGGGACAACGAACUGCGACGUCGACAACCGCAAUAUGUAG
This is a messenger RNA of Bipolaris victoriae FI3, 471 nucleotides long. RefSeq lists its product as hypothetical. The record is from RefSeq and is a predicted model, not a curated record. The transcript is spliced from 3 exons. The coding region runs from base 1 to 471 and encodes 156 amino acids. Lineage: Eukaryota; Fungi; Ascomycota; Dothideomycetes; Pleosporales; Pleosporaceae.